CCACAUAGCUUGGGUGGGAGUAUUGUCUUUUCGAUCUUCAACGCUCAAAAGGAGGCAGCCCCAACAGAGCCCAGCCAUUGCGAGGGAAAGGAUGAGUACCUUGAAUUCUCACAAUCUCCUUCUCGACGUGCACAGCUCAUGGCACUCAGCUAAAAUCCCCAUCUCUGAUUUCGCGUACCUCCACACCUCCAAUCUCCUCUCUUCCCUCUCCUCCUCAUUCCGUCGAACACCUCGCACGCGCAAAGGGAUCGUAUCUUCCACCUCCUCCUCGUCUCUCUUUCCAAUCCGUCGGCCUGCCGAUCGCUUCUCCAAUGGCAACGCAUCCCCCUCGACGCCUUCCACGUCGGCAUCGUCGUUGUCAUUGUCCAGAUCGGUCGCUGUUUCCGAGCUGGAGAUGUUUCUAGAACUGGUCCCGCCGAGGAUGCGGAACGGUCUGUUCCGGCAUGAAGAGAUCCAGCGGCUGAUCGAAGUGGUGAUGGACCUGGGAAGGAAGCCGCUCGCACGGUUCCCUUCCGGGGAUUGGGUCAUAUCGGAGCAGACGGUGAAGCUUGAAGACCUAAGGCAUGCGAUUUCGAAGGUUGGUGAAUUUUCCGAUGACAACCGAUCAGGUAUUGAUCAUUCCUUGCACCGUAUAAGUGCUAUUCGAAACCGCAAGAUGCAAAUAAUUGGCCUCACUUGUCGAGUUGGCCGGGCUAUAUCUGGAAGUGCUGAGAUGAUACGUGAUUUGAUUGAGGGUGGAUGUUCAAUCUUGGUCAUCGGACCUCCUGGAGUUGGCAAAACAACCUUGAUCAGAGAAAUAGCUAGAAUGCUGGCCGAUGAACACUUGAAACGUGUUGUCAUUGUUGAUACAUCAAAUGAGAUUGGUGGUGAUGGAGAUGUCCCUCAUUCAGGAAUAGGCCGUGCAAGGAGAAUGCAAGUUCCAAAUGUCAACAUGCAACACAAUAUUAUGAUAGAAGCAGUUGAAAAUCACAUGCCAGAAACCAUUAUAAUAGAUGAAAUUGGAACAGAGCUUGAAGCAUUGGCAGCCAGCACAAUUGCUCAAAGAGGUGUUCAACUGGUCGGAACGGCACAUGGAAUGACAAUUGAUAACAUAAUUAAGAAUCCUUCUCUGCAGAUCCUCGUUGGUGGAAUAGAGAGUGUUACACUUGGUGAUGAUGAAGCAAGGAAAAGGAAAGUGCAGAAGACAAUUCUUGAGAGGAAGGGGCCUCCGACAUUUACCUGUGCUAUAGAGAUGAUAUCCAAGACAGAAUGUCGUGUUCAUCACAGAUUAGAAGCAACUGUAGAUGCUAUCCUGGCAGGAAAGUCUCCUCUAUUUGAAAUCCGGCAAAUGGACUCCAAACCUAAUGAUCCUGCGAAAUCCACCUGGGUGCCUGAGAAACAUCCUAAAGAAGGACUUGUGGUUACCAGUAGUGAGUAUGAGGAUUCUGAAACAGAGCUCAUAGAAGAUGCUGCAGAUUAUGCUGUUGAAUGCAUCAAGAAAAGUAGUAGAUCUGUCAGCAACAAGAGUUCACCAGUACGUGUGUACACUUACAAGAUCUUAGAAGCUGAUCUGUUGCAAGUAGCACAAGUAAUGGGGCUGGAUGAUGAAAUAGAUGUAACUGACGACAUUGGAACAGCAAAUGCAAUUCUCGCGUCAAGUUCUGAGUUGAAGCAGAACCCAUGGAUUCGUGGUGUUGCUAAAUUUCACCAUUUACCAGUCUUUGUUAUCAAGACAAACACUAUGGCACAAAUGGUAAAGGCAGUUCGCAUGAUUUUAGGGAUGGAUAUGUUUGGAUCUGCACUGCCCAAACAUUUUGCUAGAGACAUUGAAAUUGAAGAUGAUGCACCUAAAAGAAAGCCCUCAUUGGAGGAGAUUGAUGCCUUGGAGGAGGUUCGACUUGCCAUCGAGUAUAUUGUAAUUCCCGGUGGAGAGCCAGUGGAACUCCUCCCAAGAUGCUCAGAGAUAAUUGCUCGUCAGCUGGAGCUUGUGGAGAGCUAUCAGCUUGCUGCAGAGAAGUCAGGGACAGAGUUGAACCCCAGGUUGCAGAUUCUUCCUCAGAAAUUAAAGAAAACUGCCUCAGCUAAGUACUCUGAAUCUUGCAGUAGACAAGUAGGAUCAGUAUCAGGAUUAGAUUCAAUGACUGGUGGUGGUGGGGGUACCAGUGUGGCCCGGCUACCCAUUUUGCCCGAGUAAUUCCCAUUGUAAAUCAUAUCAACCAUCAGUUGAUAUUUGUAUCAUCUCAUGUACAGACAUGUAAAUUAUGAUGCUCAUGUUGUAGUAAUCUCAAUGAACAUGUAUUCAUCAUCAUUCCUUUAA
Magnolia sinica is the source of this 2296-nucleotide messenger RNA. Its product is annotated as protein SEEDLING PLASTID DEVELOPMENT 1. Gene Ontology annotation, molecular function: ATP hydrolysis activity. NCBI's taxonomy places the organism in Eukaryota, Viridiplantae, Streptophyta, Magnoliopsida, Magnoliales, Magnoliaceae. The record is from RefSeq and is a predicted model, not a curated record. The coding region runs from base 92 to 2173 and encodes 693 amino acids. The transcript is spliced from 9 exons.